UGGAACCUGGAACACAGCGCUCAUGCCCCGCCCGCCUUUCCCUCUUUCUACCACCACCCCCAUGCCAGAAACAUAACAGAUCUCCCCCUCUACUAGUCCCCAUCCUGCGUAACUGACCCCAUUUCCAAUAUCAAUCCAGAGCUGCUGUCUGAACCCAGCACCCACUCGAGAGCACCCUCCUUUCCACUCUGACAGCGCCCCGAAUUGCCGACCUUUCCAAUCUGACAGUGCCGACCCUGAAGACUCGAGGAAGACCUGCCACCACUAUCUUUGCCUUGGUGCCAGCGCCACCAGCCAUGGCCACCGCGCCGUCCUCUCAAGUGCGCCAGAACUACCACCCCGAAUGCGAGGCCGCCAUCAACAGCCAGAUCAACCUGGAGCUCUACGCCUCCUACGUGUACCUGUCCAUGGCUUUCUAUUUCGACCGUGACGACGUGGCCCUGGAGAAUAUCUCCAAGUUCUUCCUGCACCAGUCCCACGAGGACAGCCAGCAUGCCGAGAAGCUGAUGCAGCUGCAGAACCAGCGUGGGGGCCGCCUCCGCCUCCACGACAUCAUGAAGCCUGACCGCCACAACUGGGAGAGCGGCCUGAAGGCCAUGGAGUGCGCCUUUCACCUGGAGAAGAGCCUGAACCAGAGCCUGCUUGACCUGCACCAGCUGGCCACCGUCAAGAACGACGCCCACCUGUGCAGCUUCCUGGAGACCAACUACCUGCACGAGCAAGUCAAGGUCAUCAAAGAGCUGGGGGGCUACAUCACCAGCCUGCGCAAGAUAGAGACCCUGGAAGAUGGCUUGGCAGAGUACCUCUUUGACAAGCUCACCCUGGGCAACAGCGACAAGAACUGAGUUGGGACUGCCUUCCCAUAGCCACAGGGUGCAUGGUAACUUCCCCUGGUCACCAUGCCGAGCAUGCAUUUUGCAGUAUUGCACUUGCAAAACGUCCCAGUUUUUUUCUUCCAGUUUUGCCAUAAAUAAAUGAAGUUAUUUGGUUUCAA
Messenger RNA from Acinonyx jubatus (cheetah), 994 nucleotides. RefSeq names its product ferritin heavy chain-like. NCBI's taxonomy places the organism in Eukaryota, Metazoa, Chordata, Mammalia, Carnivora, Felidae. Bases 297 to 845 code for a protein of 182 amino acids. Gene Ontology annotation, molecular function: ferrous iron binding; ferric iron binding. The record is from RefSeq and is a predicted model, not a curated record. The transcript has a single exon. Gene Ontology annotation, biological process: iron ion transport; intracellular iron ion homeostasis. Gene Ontology annotation, cellular component: cytoplasm.